Catharus ustulatus (Swainson's thrush) is the source of this 665-nucleotide messenger RNA. It is a transcript of the gene ZNRD2, whose product is annotated as zinc ribbon domain containing 2. The record is from RefSeq and is a predicted model, not a curated record. The transcript is spliced from 4 exons. Bases 69 to 587 code for a protein of 172 amino acids. NCBI's taxonomy places the organism in Eukaryota, Metazoa, Chordata, Aves, Passeriformes, Turdidae.
UGUUUCUGCCCGGACUUGUGUGGCUUUUGUGACGCCACUUCCGGUGCGACGCCGUCUCCGGAGCGACCAUGGCGCUGAACGGCGCGGACGAGGCCGAGGCGCGGCGGGAGCGAAUGGACCGAGCGAGCCGGGCCAUGGGGGGGCUCCUGCUCCGGGGGUACCGAAUGUUGGGGAGCUCCUGCCCCAAAUGCGGGACCAUUCUGCUGCAGGACAAGGAGCAGCGGCUGCUCUGUGUGACCUGCCAGGACCCCGAGGGGCCCGGGGGGGGACACGGUACGCCCGAGCGCUGCGAGGGCGCGGCCGCCGCUUUCCGGGGGGCUCCCCCCGGUCCCUCCGAACCCCCCGGGACCGGAGCCGGGCUCGGAACCGGAGCUGGAACCGGGACGGGCGGGGCGGCCGCGCUGGGGGCGGCGCGGGAGGCGGUGCUGCAGAAACUGCUCUGGGCAGCGCAGGAGCUGCCGAGAACGGCCUCGGCCGAGGGCAGCGCCCAGCUCUGCCUGCUCGUCCGGGCUUGUGCCGAUGCCCUGGGGGGGCUGCAGGCUCUGGACCCUCCCCGUGGGGCGGCUCAGCCCCCCCCGACAUCGUGAGACCCCCCCCAAAAAUAAUUCCCGACCCCCCAUCCUGCUGGAGAGCCAUAAAUGCUGCCCGUGGUGGCCCCCCCCGAA